This is a messenger RNA of Syngnathoides biaculeatus (alligator pipefish), 546 nucleotides long. RefSeq names its product mitochondrial ribosomal protein L49 (gene mrpl49). The coding region runs from base 1 to 510 and encodes 169 amino acids. Gene Ontology annotation, cellular component: ribosome; mitochondrial large ribosomal subunit. Gene Ontology annotation, molecular function: structural constituent of ribosome. The transcript has a single exon. The record is from RefSeq and is a predicted model, not a curated record. Lineage: Eukaryota; Metazoa; Chordata; Actinopteri; Syngnathiformes; Syngnathidae. Gene Ontology annotation, biological process: translation.
AUGGCGGCCUGCUUAGCCAUUCGUUCGGUGGCGCUGCGAGUAGGCUUCGGUGUACACAGGAGGACCCCGGGAUCUCCCAUUAUCGCGGUGGGCCUCAGAUCCCUCUGUGCCGCAAAAUCGCCAAUCGAGGAGUCGACGGAGGAAUAUAAAUUCGUCGAGCGUCUCAUCCCGCCGUCUCGGAUACCCACCCCGCCCAAGCACGUCGGACCGACUCCGUCUGGGUGGACCCCGCCAGCGGAGUCGCCGCCGCCCCUCCCUUACAUGAUACGUCGCUCCCGCAUGCACAACAUUCCGGUCUACACCGACGUAACCAACGGGAACCGCAAGAUGACGCUGGUCCGGAAGGUUGAGGGGGACAUUUGGGCUUUGGAGAAAGACGUGAAACAGUUCCUGAAGGACGUGACCGGCAAAGAAAUGCCCACUCAGGUCAACGAGGUGACGAUGAUUCUGAAGGUGAAAGGUCAUUUCGAUAAGGAGCUGAAAGAAUGGUUGACCAAGAAAGGCUUCUGAAGAGGUUCAGUCACAUCCACUCGUUCAACUCUACCU